UUCGGAAAUGCAUAUUCAUGCAAUCAAAAUUUGUGGGUAAUUGCUCAAAACAUUAGUCGCCAUGGAAAAAUGUGUGAAAAUAUCCAUGAAGGACUUCAUUCAAUUUGCAAAAAACACUGAAAGCCUCAACCAAUUGUUUCCAAAUAAUGUGAAACAUCGCCAGCUCGCACACCUUUGGCUACUGAAAUUAUGCAAUUAUAGCUGCAAGAAUAUUGAAGACCAUCGCGUUCGCAAUAGAUACAUGCGAAAUCUACUAGCUUGCAUAAGCAAACGAACACUGUUCGGUUGUUUUCUGAUUAGACCUCCAUUAGGAAAAUUGCGACCCACUAAUUUUUAUAUUAAUCAUUACGUAGAUGAAGAAUCAGAUGAGAGGAUAGAGGUUUCACAAGGAGAGACAAUUGCAGACAUCAACGAACUCCUGGAGCAGAAGAAAAAUCUAUUAAUAGAAUGCUGUUGUAUGUCAUGCUCAAAUCAACCAAAAAAAUACAAUUCACCUUCCAUAAACAAAUCAGGUAUUCCACGCAUUAUUAACUUAAAAAACAAAAAUACAGGAGCAAGCAAAGCUGCAAGAAACCUGUGUCCGAUGUGGAAAGUGAAUGUGAAGAACUUGCUUGGUGAGAUCGCAGCAGAAUUGAAAGGAGAGAUUAAAGAAGAAAACAAAGCCCACCUUGAAAGACAAUUAGAGCGUUACAGAAAUUUUAUCAAGAAUUAUACUGAUAUGAAUGCCCUACUCAAUGAACAAAGCAUUUCUUCUCAGCGCUCAUUUCUGCUAGUUCACUUUCAGAAGGAUCUAAUAAGAUUGUUACGUUGCGAAGACUAAACACACCAGUGACAUUUUUUUAUAAUGGAAAAUUUUACUAUCGUAUGUAAAAGAGCUCACAUCGCACGACUUAUUCUAAGAAACCAUUUAUGAGAUGCGAAAGUUUGAGAAGAAUUGGAGAAUUGCGUUUGAGUAAGCAAUGGCAUAUAAUCGCUAAACUAAAUUAGUAAGUAACUAUUUUAAGUUAAAUUUUUUUGAAUUAUUG
Teleopsis dalmanni is the source of this 1025-nucleotide messenger RNA. RefSeq lists its product as uncharacterized. The record is from RefSeq and is a predicted model, not a curated record. Lineage: Eukaryota; Metazoa; Arthropoda; Insecta; Diptera; Diopsidae. The coding region runs from base 62 to 820 and encodes 252 amino acids. The transcript has 2 exons.